AGGUGCUGGGAACCUAAAGGUCCCUAGCGCACGGUGAAGCCGUCGCUCUCUGUUUUUACGUUCUCCACCUACUCCUCCCAUGCCCCUGGUUUUUUUUGUCUUUUUACCCCUUGUUUUGACCCACCUAUUCCAUCGCAGGUGGUUUUCGCCUUUUGUUUUGUUUUCCUACGCUUUUUCUGGAUGUCCCCACUUUGUUUUCUUUAGGUUUUGAUUACCGUAUUUGACCUUUCCUAUUUCGGCUUUCUAUUGGGCCAAGCUUUGAGCCCAACCCCGCUUUCAUCGUAUUGGAUUCAAAACGAUUUAAUUAAUUUCAUGUCAGGAUCUAAUUCCAUAUCUUAUAGUCAUACAGGAGAUCAUAUAAUGCUUUAGGGGAGUGAUACUAUCCGUUAUUGUUAGUGAAUGAAUUUUUAAAAAAAGAAAUGUUUCAAGCCCAAUACGAGACCGUCACUGGCCCAGUAGAUGGCGGGGCAAAAGCGUAAAAGAAGUGAGGAACCGCCCGUGGAAGGUCGUAGUCUCCAAGGCCAAUCCCAUGGGUUGUUACCGGUUACGUGAUGAAAAAGCCAAAUAAACCACGCGCAUAGCGAAAAUCUCGAUGCCCCUCUCGCUUUCCCUUUCUCUCUCUCUCUCCCUCUUGUAAUAAAACCCUAACCGAUCAUCACUUUUCAGUCUCUGUGUCGCCUCUUCUAUCUCUAACAACGACUCUCUCUACAAAUCUCUAAAUCUAAUCAUCCAUCCAUGACUUGCUACAAGGGAAAAUACCAUGACGAGCUUAUUGCCAAUGCUGCCUACAUUGGCACUCCUGGAAAGGGUAUUCUUGCUGCUGAUGAGUCAACUGGCACAAUUGGCAAGAGGCUAGCUAGCAUCAAUGUCGAGAAUGUUGAAGGAAACAGGCGUGCUCUCCGUGAGCUCCUUUUCUGCACUCCUGGUGCCCUCCAGUACCUUAGUGGAGUGAUCCUCUUUGAGGAGACUCUCUAUCAGAAGACUGCCUCUGGCAAACCCUUUGUGGAUGUUAUGAAGGAAGGUGGAGUUCUUCCCGGAAUCAAAGUAGACAAGGGCACAGUUGUGCUUACUGGCACUGAUGGUGAAACUACCACCCAGGGUCUUGAUGGCCUUGGUGAACGAUGUGCAAAAUACUAUGCAGCUGGUGCCCGGUUUGCUAAAUGGCGUGCUGUGCUUAAGAUUGGCCCUACUGAGCCAUCUGAGUUGGCAAUCCAUGAAAAUGCAUAUGGGUUGGCAAGAUAUGCAAUGAUCUGCCAGGAGAAUGGCCUUGUCCCCAUUGUUGAGCCUGAGAUCCUGGUGGAUGGCCCUCAUGAUAUUGAAAAGUGUGCUUAUGUAACUGAACGUGUUCUGGCAGCAUGCUACAAAGCACUGAAUGACCAUCACGUUCUGCUUGAGGGAACUCUGUUGAAGCCUAACAUGGUGACUCCUGGAUCAGAAGCCAAGAAGGUUUCCCCAGAGGUGGUGGCCGAGUACACUGUUCGGACCCUCCAGCGAACUGUGCCUGCAGCUGUUCCUGCUAUUGUGUUUUUGUCUGGGGGGCAGAGUGAGGAGGAGGCCACUCUCAACCUCAAUGCCAUGAACAAGCUCAAGGGGAAGAAGCCAUGGAACCUGUCCUUCUCCUUUGGACGUGCACUUCAGCAGAGCACUCUCAAGGCCUGGUCAGGAAAGGAGGAAAAUGUUGUGAAGGCCAGGGGAGCAUUCCUGGUAAGGUGCAAGGCAAACUCUGAGGCCACUCUUGGAACCUACAAGGGUGAUGCCAAACUUGGAGAGGGUGCCGCGGAAAGCCUCCAUGUCAAGGACUACAAGUACUGAUGAAGUUUUGGGUUCGGUUUGCUUUUCUGUUUUUCUCUGGAGAGUAUAUGCAGUGCAGGUAUGGGGGACAUUAAAGGUCUCAUCUCAGGCAUCAUAGGUUUAGGGUGUUUUUCGUUGUCUUCCGGAUCUUUUUAUGCUUGUAGUUGAAUGGGGGUAGAAUAAUCAGCUUGAGGAGCGAUGUUGCCUUGUUGAGUUUGAACGCUUUUCAAUUAAAACUCUGUUAAUGUGUUUUUCCACCUUUAAUAUAUAAAGUAUUGUCAUUUGGAACAA
Molecule: messenger RNA, 2082 nt
Organism: Vitis vinifera (wine grape)
Lineage: Eukaryota; Viridiplantae; Streptophyta; Magnoliopsida; Vitales; Vitaceae
Product: fructose-bisphosphate aldolase cytoplasmic isozyme-like
Exons: 3
Coding region: 736-1812 (358 amino acids)
Biological process (GO): glycolytic process; fructose 1,6-bisphosphate metabolic process
Cellular component (GO): cytosol
Molecular function (GO): fructose-bisphosphate aldolase activity
Source: RefSeq, a predicted model, not a curated record